AUGGUUUGCACGUGGUUCUCUAGUGGUUCAUUCUUACACUGUUGCACAGAGGGUUCACUGUUACACGACUCUGAUCUACCAAUGCCAAACUCUGAUCUACCAAUGCCAAACUCUGAUCUACCAGUACCAAACUCUGAUGUACCAGUACCAAACUCUGAUCUACCAAUGCCAAACUCUGAUCUACCAGUUCCAAACUCUGAUCUACCAGUACCAAACUCUGAUCUACAGUGCCAAACUGAUCUACCAGUGCCAAACUCUGAUCUACCAAUGCCAAGAUCUGAUCUACCAGUACCAAACUCUGAUCUACCAGUACCAAACUCUGAUCUACCAAUGCCAAACUCUGAUCUACAGUGCCAAACUGAUCUACCAAUGCCAAACUCUGAUCUACCAAUGCCAAACUCUGAUCUACCAGUACCAAACUCUGAUGUACCAGUACCAAACUCUGAUCUACCAAUGCCAAACUCUGAUCUACCAGUUCCAAACUCUGAUCUACCAGUACCAAACUCUGAUCUACAGUGCCAAACUGAUCUACCAGUGCCAAACUCUGAUCUACCAAUGCCAAGAUCUGAUCUACCAGUACCAAACUCUGAUCUACCAGUACCAAACUCUGAUCUACCAAUGCCAAACUCUGAUCUACAGUGCCAAACUGAUCUACCAGUACCAAACUCUGAUCUACCAAUGCCAAACUCUAAUCUACCAGUGCCAAACUCUGAUGUACAGUGCCAAACUCUGAUCUACAGUGCCAAGAUCUGA
Messenger RNA from Procambarus clarkii (red swamp crayfish), 753 nucleotides. NCBI's taxonomy places the organism in Eukaryota, Metazoa, Arthropoda, Malacostraca, Decapoda, Cambaridae. The record is from RefSeq and is a predicted model, not a curated record.